AUGGAACCGCCAGUCGGUGCUUCCGACGAGAAGCGAGGAGAGACGGCGUCUCGUCUCUUGGAUUCCUCGCAACGUCAGAGCUUCGAUGGUACAUCGACGAGAAGCAGCGAUGACGUUGCUGCCCCGUUCGCGGCGUCGCAGACGGAUUCGGGGCAAAGAGAUUCUCCCAGGAGAACUGUGUCUUCCUUCAGCUUCGUUUCUCUCGCGUCUGCGGUCUCCUCUCUUCGAAAUGCCUCCUCCGAACGCCUCUUGCGGAGGGUCAAAAAUCAACGCAGUCAAGUCGAGUUCGCUUCAUCGGGAUCUUCGUCUUCUUCUCUCUCCUCUUCCAAUGAUUCCUCUUCAUCUUCUUCUCCUUCUUUCUCUCAUUCUCCCUCUUCUUCUUCCUGUACUUCUUCUGCGGCCGAACACACACACUUGUCUGGAGAGAAUGAAGAAAGACGAGAAGGAAGAGCAGGAGAGACAGACGCCAGGGAGGCCAAAGAGGACCGAGGAGGAAGACUGGACGACUCGCGAAUCGACGAGUUCGACUUGCAUGGAGCCCUUGUUUUCGACGACUACGAGGUAUUGAAUUAUCCGGCAACUUCUCGUUCCAUCUCGACGCUCGGACCCGGAAGCAAUUCGACGUCAUCUGGGGAAGCACCAGUCACAGGCGACCCACGAGCCGAGACUCGAUCGAGAAACGGCGUCGGCGCUUCCAGGGAAGAGAAGGCGCAGGCCAGAGACUUCCCCGCAGGCCGCGAACUGUGCGGUGACACUCUCGGCACCGCCGAGUGCAUGCAAGCCACCGCGAGAGCCGAUGGAGCGGACAGACCAGAGAGACAGACCGAGAAAGUACCGGGUGCAGAUGUGGGCAUCUGUGGCGAUGGAACUUCUCUCCUUGUUGAGGAAGAAGCGAUCAACUCCCCGCGACCUGACUGCACCAACUCCUCUCGUUUUUCUUCCUCUCGCUUCCCCUUUUUCUGGUCUUCCUCCACCACUUCCUCUGUUUCUUCUGUUUCCUCUUCUUCCUCUUCGUCGUCCUUUUCUUUCUCGACUUCCUCUGGGGAGGCGUAUGCAGUGUCGCGAGGCAGUCUGCGAGGCACAGGUGUCUCCUCUCUGAGUCGAGAGACUCGGUUUCUGUGGCACCCGCUGAUCACGCGCUGCGUAUACGGACCGUUGGUGAAAGCUCGCUUCUACCUCAUGAUGCAUCCUGGAGAGUCGACAGACGCCGUCGUCGUUCUCCGCCUGUCCGACUUUCUUGUUCGUUACGCACGCUCCACAGGAGGCCAGGAAGCGGAGAAGAAAGAGACGCGAGAGGAGACGACGGAGAAGAGCGAGGAGAAGAAGCAACUGGAGGAGGAAGAGAAGAAGAGGCGGCCGGAGGAGGGUGGGAGAAGAAAGGGAAGUAGGGGACGCGCCGGGGGAGAAGCAGACGACGAAGAGGACUGUAGCGGCGCUAGAGAAAGAGCUGAGAUCGCAAAAGAACGAGAUUUCGCUUUCGGCGAAGAGAGGGGGGACGAACGAGCAGGACGAGGAUCCGAUGCCGAGCAGAUUGUGGCCGUGGAUGUCACUGCAGUGGAACAGCAAGUUCUGCAGAUCUUCCGCCGCAAGCCUCAGGGGAUCGUCAUGCUCAACGACCUGCCUCUGUCGUGUCUAGCGCUGAAGCUUUUCGAGGAAGAGGCGAAAGCGGGAGACACGAGAGGCGCGAAGAAACCCAGAGAACGCGAAGGGCAGCAAGUUUCCUGCAGGCGCGGAUCAACUGUCUCUGAGCUUCUCCCCGCCUCCUGCAGUCACUCAGGUGCCAAGACACUGAACGCUUGCGACCUCGCAGACAGGAGGAAUGGAGACAGCGAGGACCAGCCUGCCUCUUCUGGAAAUGCAACGUCGAGAAAGCGAGCCGUUCUUGUUCCUUUCACGCAAGACGUAUUCUCCUCCUCUUUCCUACACGCAAUUGCUGCGCCUCUCGGAGUCUCCUCGGGUGGCUCCACUGUCUCUUCUGACUCCUUUCACCCUCGGAAUGCGACUCAAACCCCCCACACAGGCGGCGACAGCGCCCCGAAGAACGUCGCCUGUUCGCCAGGUUCUUCUCGCUGCCCUACCGCCCCAGCACACUCUGGACGGCAUGCAGAGACGCAGGCAGAGCGAAGCGCAGUGAACGUGGAAGAGGGCCAGACAGAGGAGGAGGAGGAGGAAGAGGAAGAGAAGAAAGAAGAGGAAGAGAAGAAAGAAGAGGAAAAGAAGAGACUGUGCGAAGAGGCUGCGUUGGCAGCAGCCUUGGAGGCGGCGAGAGAAGCAGCCGCACGCCAAGACGGAGAUUUCGAGGGAGAAGAAGCGAGGCUCGCGGCGGAGGUGCAGCGCCACAAGUCGACUUCAGCGUUUCGACAGAACUUCCUUUUCGAAGACGAAGUCGAGGAAAAGGACGACGAAUGGAUCGACGCUAGAAAACAAGGAAACAGCCCCGUUGUGCUUCUCGUCAUGCGCAGAGGCACCGACCUUGCACACCUCGCUGAACUUGACGGCAUUCGCCACGCAUGCAUCACGCCCAUUCCUCUGCAACUUGGAGAUCACAUCUACCGCGCUAUCAAACCGAGAGGAAUCUUGUCGAUAGCAACUCACCAUGGCAUUUACGCUGGACACGGUCGGGUGUUUCAUUUGAGCGGAAAUGAAAGACAAGGCUUGUGGGCUCUUUUGGCGAAUCAGCGAAGUGCCAGGGUCCGCGUCACUUCCAUCAGGCGCUUCAUGGGCCGCGGCCGCUCUGCCCUCCGAGUGAAAAUAUAUAAAGAAGAACAGUGCGACGACCACUUUACGGUGAUUCAGAGAGCAGAGGAGUCCUUCGUGGAGCAGUCUUUUCCUUCCUACCACCUCCUGUUCAACAACUGCGAGCACUUUGCUGUUUUCUGCAAAACUGGAAAAGGAAAGAGUUCCCAGGUCGAGAAAGCUGCCGUUGCUGCAGUGGCAACAACUUCCUUUCUAGUCGGGGCAGGGGCCACCGCAGGCGCGGCAGCUCUUGCCGCUGCUGUGCUUGAACGGAGGCUCCGGCGUCCUUGA
Toxoplasma gondii ME49 is the source of this 3027-nucleotide messenger RNA. RefSeq lists its product as hypothetical. NCBI's taxonomy places the organism in Eukaryota, Apicomplexa, Conoidasida, Eucoccidiorida, Sarcocystidae. The record is from RefSeq and is a predicted model, not a curated record. The coding region runs from base 1 to 3027 and encodes 1008 amino acids. Gene Ontology annotation, cellular component: cytoplasm. Gene Ontology annotation, molecular function: glycerophospholipid phospholipase A1 activity; A2-type glycerophospholipase activity. Gene Ontology annotation, biological process: N-acylphosphatidylethanolamine metabolic process. The transcript is spliced from 4 exons.